Anopheles marshallii is the source of this 1188-nucleotide messenger RNA. Its product is annotated as TLC domain-containing protein 3A. Gene Ontology annotation, cellular component: membrane; endoplasmic reticulum. Lineage: Eukaryota; Metazoa; Arthropoda; Insecta; Diptera; Culicidae. The transcript has 5 exons. The record is from RefSeq and is a predicted model, not a curated record. The coding region runs from base 1 to 1188 and encodes 395 amino acids. Gene Ontology annotation, biological process: lipid homeostasis.
AUGGUGGAAAAGUUGGACACGCGGAGCUGUAUCUUUUCGCUGCUCUACUCCGUUGUGUCGUUUGCGGUGGCUUGCGCAAGCUUGUCCACGCUGAACCCGAGUGAUCGCAUAACGGUGCAGAAAGGUGCGCUGCUUAUCAGCUUUGGCUUUGUGUACUUCGUCGCACUUACCGAAUUUCUGAACAAGCUGCUGCUGCGGACAACCAUCGGGCACAGCUUUGUUAAGCGAUAUCGGUUGCGUGUUUCGGAUGUGCUGGAUAUAACGAAUAAGCUCGUAUCAGCCGUUCAGGCCGCCUUUUCCUGUAUUGCUGGGCUUUUCGUAUGCCGCUGGUCAUGUCCGAGAAAUUUUCUGCACGCCUCACACUUUUUGUCGGAAUCGUACGCUUGGUUUGCGGCGUCGUACUUUUUCUACGACCUUUGGUCCAUGUACAAAAUCUACGCCGCUGAAGCGGCCGUCAAAAUCAAGGUUAAACUCGGUCUGCAAUCGGUAACCGGAGAUAAUAACAAUGUGGGCGGCAGGAAUGGCACAGCGAACGGUAAUGGUGGAACGGUGGCGGAAAAGACGCUGCAAGCACUGGACGACAUCCCGAGCGUGGAACAGGGUACACUUUCCUUUGUGAAUCCGUGCAAAAUAGGCAUCCCAAGUUUUGCUAAGUACCUGUCAACGCAUCCCUUGAUGGUGUUUCAUCAUCUGUUCAUCGGGUCGUACGGAUUAGUCGUAAUAUCGUAUCUUCGUGGCGGUCUGGGAGAUUGCGUAUUUAGCUUCAUGUUUAUGAUGGAACUUUCCACGCCGUUCGUAUCAUUCCGUAGCAUUCUCAGUGUGAUGGGAUUGAAACAAUCGAAACUGUACGUCAUCAAUGGGCUGGUGAUGCUGGUCACUUUCUUUUGGUGUCGCAUCUUUCUAAUGCCCUAUGUCUGCUACUACUAUAGCCAGGUGGUGAAUAAGCCAUUCAUUGAGGCUGUGUCGAAUUUGCCAUGGGGAUGUCAAGUAAGCAUUUUGGCACUGUUUUUGCCUCAGCUGUACUGGUUCCGGUUGAUGGUACGAGGCGCUAUGAAGGUAUUUUUCCCAUCGAAAAACAAACGCAACACAACGAUUGCUGCAAAUUCUUGCGGAAAUGAAGUGUCCACCAACGGAGAAACUAUAAAAUCUUCCCAAUCCAAAGAUAGUGAAAUACGGUCCCUAAUGUAA